UUACUUUGCGGUUGACUUGGGCUUCCAAUAAAAAUGCUUCGUCCCCGACCGACCCAAAAUUCUUUUCGCUGCGACAGUCUCACUGUCAAUUCGUGUCCCUCCCUUCUCCUCUCCCACUCCUCUCCGUCGCCGAAACCAGACGCACAACCUCUCUGGUCCACCGCCUCUUUCUCUAUCUCUUUUUAAUUGUUCUGAGAUUUCAGUUCACUUUCUAUUUGAUUAUUUAAAUGCACCUGCAUUGACUCCCCAAUCAGUCCCCAGCACCGCCAGCUACAGUCUACUAUGCAUUCACCCUGAUACAUAUGCAUCAUACUCUGGGUGCGCACCGCCUCAUAUACCGAGCUCGUAUUUCUAAUCACGUAAAAGCUGGCCUAAUCGAUCAGGCAAUCCAGGUAUUCGACGAAAUGACCCAAACAGAUUGCGGAAUAUUUAGCGUAGAUUGCAACCGAUUUAUUGGCGUUUUAAUCCGACAAUCCCGCUUCGGCCUAGCUCAGCAUUAUUAUCACAAAAUGCUCCCUCUAGGAUUCUCUUUAACCUCAUUUACAUAUUCCCGUUACAUUUCUGGUUUAUGCCAAAUUGAGGACUUUAGUACAAUUGGCUGCUUAUUUUCAGAUAUGGAGAGGCUGGGGUUGCUGCCAGGUAUUUGGGCCUUUAAUAUUUAUUUAAAUUUUUUGUGUGGUGGAAAUAGAAUAGAGUUGGCUCUAGCGGUGUUUUAUAGCAUGGCGAAGAGAGGGAGAGAGCCUGAUGUUGUAACAUAUACCAUUAUCAUUGAUGGGUUGUGCAAAGUAUGCAGGUUUCAUGAAGCUGUUCGAGUUUGGCAUCAUAUGAUUGACAAAGGGAUUAGACCGGAUAAUAAGGCCUGUGGGGCACUUGUAAUUGGGUUAUGCGAGGGAGGGAAAGUGGAUUUGGCAUAUGAGCUUACAGUUGGUUCGAUGAAGGAUGCUGGUGCUCAGUUCAGCAUUUUGGUGUACAAUGCUUUGAUUAGUGGUUUUUGUAAAGCUGAUAGGAUUGAUAAGGCGCAAGCAAUGGAGUUGUUUAUGAGGAGGAAUGAAUGUAAACCAGAUUUAGUUACCUAUAACGUGUUCUUAAAUUAUUGUUGUGAUAAACUUAUGUUGGAAGAGGCUGGGAAGUUGAUCAAGAAGAUGGAAGGGAGUGGGAUAGAACCCGAUAUCUAUAGUUAUAAUCAGCUGCUUAAGGGCCUUUGUAAAGCCAACCGCCCAGAUAAAGCUUACUUGCUAAUGGAGAAUAAGAUGCAACCGAAAGGAUUGUUUGACAUUGUUUCUUAUAAUACUCUUAUUGAGGCAUUUUGCAAGCCACGCCACACUAGAAUGGCUUACAAGCUCUUUGAGGAAAUGGGUUCAGAGGGAAUUGCACCGGAUGUGGUGACAGUCACUAUUCUAAUAAAAACUUUUCUUAGAGAAGGUAGUUCUGAUGUAGCAGAAAAACUACUUGAUAAGAUGAAAGUGACAGGCCUGUUACCUGAUCGUAUUUUUUUUACAACUUUAGUGCAUCACCUAUGCACUACUGGAAACAUUGGGAUGGCUCAUAGUGUGUUCCGUGAUAUGGUAGAUCAGGGAAUUAACCCUGAUGCUAUUUCAUACAAUGCCCUCAUAAAUGGGCUUUGCAAGUCUUCUGGAGUCAGUGAAGCCAUGAAUCUAUAUGAGGGAAUGCAUACCCGAGGAUGUGAUCCUGAUGAGGUAACUUACAACUUGAUAAUUGGAGGGCUUAUACGGGAAAAUAAGCUUCCGGUGGCCUGUGGGGUUUGGGAUCAGAUGAUGGAGAAAGGAUUUACUCUUGAUAAUGGUGUUUCAGACUUAUUAAUUGAAGCCAUAUAUACAUGAGACGUCACAUGAAAACAGAAUAUGGUUCUGGUGCUAGCUUUAUUUCUAUAAUUUGGUGCAGAUCCCAGAAAAUGAACUAUUCUUAUGUUGGAGUUCAUGUUAUCAGGGUUGUUGCUACCAAGUCGCCCUUCCUACGGUUAUUGAUGAUCGGCAUUCAGAUCAAAUUUGCCUCAAUGACACAAAUACACGUGGUGUUGCUAUGUGAGAUAAUAGAAACUAAUGCUGGCUGGCGAGAGAUCAAACUUUCCUUUCAUUGAUUCCAAUUCCAGGUAUAAGGUCAUGCAAUACCUGCCUUCUGAACUGAUGCCCUCUUAUUACUGCAAUCUCAACAGAAAGCAGCUCUUGUCAGUUUCCACACAUAUGGAAUAGGUAUAUCCUUUGGUGGUCAUUGUGAACUUCGAGCUCUGCAUAUGAUCUUCUUUCAUUAUCUCAUGACAUGGUGUGCUAUUUGUGGAAGGUGUGGCAUUGGAUAAGUUGUAGCUACGUGUAAUCUCAAGUAUGGGAAGACCUACGCAGAGAUUAUCAAAUAUACAGGACUCAGUUUUUAAGAUUGUCCGAGUGUAUAUUGGGAAACAGAAACCGAUGAUAUUGAAGUGUGAAAUAUUGAUCGAUGGGAAGUGCAGAAAGUUACCAACUUGAAGGGAACCAGUUUGUCCAUCAACAAAACAGUCUAGUGAGUCCACAUGAAAAGUGACGCAGCUCACAGCAAAGUUUUCCCUAAUGGGUUGGCUCAAAAGGCGUUAUAAUUCAAUUUUCUUGUCCUGAAUUAUGGCAUUGUAGCCUGACAAUUUUCAAGUUGUGUUGUCUAGAAGCAGUUAAAAGAUCUCUCUGGUAUUGCUACAUAAAAUAUAAGUCUGGAGAGCAAGUUUUUUGUGUCUGAUGUACUGGUUGCUGCUCAGUACUUGGGACAUUCUGGUGAUGAUUAACGUCGGUUCUGCGCAUUUGAAAACAUAAAUGAUUCAUCACAUUUUUCAAUUAUAGUUCAGUCCAUGAUUUUCCUCAGCUA
Molecule: messenger RNA, 2847 nt
Organism: Tripterygium wilfordii
Lineage: Eukaryota; Viridiplantae; Streptophyta; Magnoliopsida; Celastrales; Celastraceae
Product: pentatricopeptide repeat-containing protein At1g13040, mitochondrial-like
Exons: 6
Coding region: 303-1841 (512 amino acids)
Molecular function (GO): protein binding
Source: RefSeq, a predicted model, not a curated record